Messenger RNA from Echinops telfairi (small Madagascar hedgehog), 3038 nucleotides. RefSeq names its product RAB6A, member RAS oncogene family (gene RAB6A). Gene Ontology annotation, molecular function: GTP binding; GTPase activity. The transcript is spliced from 8 exons. The coding region runs from base 393 to 1019 and encodes 208 amino acids. The record is from RefSeq and is a predicted model, not a curated record. Lineage: Eukaryota; Metazoa; Chordata; Mammalia; Afrosoricida; Tenrecidae.
UGGGCAGCUGGGCAGCUGAGGCGCUGCGUUGGAGAAGUCCCACACGCGUCUGCGGCCCCGGCUCCGCCACUCUCCGCCUCUCGCAGCCCAGUCUCCGUGCCGGGCGCUAGCCCAGGGAACCGGAGCACACCCGUGGCGGCUUCCGACACCGCCCUCCCUCCCUUCCCAGCCGCGGGCCUUCGUAGGUACUAGGCGACUCUGCGGGGAGGCGGCGGCGACGGCUGCCCGUCCGUGAAGGCGUCUUGCCCUCCAGCUUUGCUCCGCCGCCGGGCCCUGCAGGGGCCGAGUAGAGCUCGGCUCCUGCCCUUCUCGUCCUUUUCGUCUGCCGGUUGGAGCGGCGUCGGUCCGGGAGGUCUCUGGACUGAGGCGGCGGCAGCUCCUCCGGCUCCAUCAUGUCUGCGGGCGGAGACUUCGGGAAUCCGCUGAGGAAAUUCAAGCUGGUGUUCCUGGGGGAGCAGAGCGUUGGAAAGACAUCGUUGAUCACCAGAUUCAUGUAUGACAGUUUUGACAACACCUAUCAGGCAACAAUUGGCAUUGACUUUUUAUCAAAAACAAUGUACUUGGAAGAUCGAACAAUCAGGCUGCAGCUGUGGGAUACUGCGGGUCAGGAACGUUUCCGUAGCCUCAUUCCCAGUUACAUCCGCGAUUCUGCUGCAGCUGUAGUAGUUUACGAUAUCACAAAUGUUAACUCAUUCCAGCAAACUACAAAAUGGAUUGAUGAUGUCAGAACAGAAAGAGGAAGUGAUGUUAUCAUCAUGUUAGUAGGCAAUAAAACAGAUCUUGCUGACAAAAGGCAAGUGUCAAUUGAGGAGGGAGAGCGGAAAGCCAAAGAGCUCAAUGUCAUGUUCAUCGAAACGAGUGCAAAAGCAGGAUAUAAUGUGAAGCAGCUCUUUCGACGUGUUGCAGCAGCAUUGCCUGGAAUGGAAAGCACACAGGACAGAGGCAAAGAAGACAUGAUUGACAUAAAACUGGAAAAGCCUCCGGAGCAACCUGUCAGCGAAGGAGGCUGUUCCUGCUAAUCUCCCAUGGUAUCUUCAGCCUUCUCUAGAAGCUCACUGCUUUGCCCCCCAACCCCCGUACUCUUUCAUUGACUGCAGUGUGAAUAUUGGCUUAAACCUUUUCCCUUCAAUAAUAACGUAUUGCAAUUCAUCAUUGCUGCCUGUCUCGUGGAGAUGAUCUAUUAGCUUCACAAGCACAAAAAAAAGUCAGUGUCUUCAUUAUUUGUAUUUCACAAAAAGCCAAAAGAUUUCAGCGUAUUCCAGUGAUAACUUUAAAAAUUAGAUGCGGUUUCUUAACAUUUUUUUCCUUUUUUAAUGUUAUGAUAAUGUAUUUCAAAAUGAUGGACAUCUUAAUAGUAUAAAUGUGGCAUGUGGCUUGGUUGACGAACAACACGCUCAUAACAGCACUUGCCUACCUACUUGAUAUCUCCCUGCCUUUUUUCACCUAAGCCAUUCCUUUGGUACGCCCUAUUCUCACCUUCCCUUCCUCAAAACAAACUGGUAGCCGAAGCAGCAGUAAGACCAGGCUGUCUGAAUUAUCCUUCAAUUUUAGGAUUUCCACUUUUUUUAGGCCUUCAGGGCCAAAGUGUGCAAAAUAAUUCUUGAGCACUGAUAGAAAUUACUAAGACCCCCUUACAGGUCAGAACUCCGCUAUCAUGGUGGUUAGUGCUUGAAUAAGGGUUCUAAUGUCUGAUGCAUCUUCAAAAUGAGUCCUACUGAACAUAUUAAGGACUCACCUGUAGGGGAACAUAGAACGUCUUUCUAACCAAAACAAAUGACCCUUUCACAUGUGCUUUAUUAGACUCUAGGAGAGAGAUGUGAACAAAUGCCUCAGAAUAGGUUUUUAAUAUUGAAUUCUUUAUUGUGAAAAAUCACAAAGUUCUAAGAAACUCUUUCUCCCAAGAAAAGCCUUUUAGAGUAAUAGGUUUCUCUUGGGUUUUCUCUCUUUAAAAAAAAAAGAAAGAAAGAAAAUGCUGUGCAUGUGCCUAGCAUUAAGUAAAAUUCCUUUAAAAAGAGCUAGUUGAAGAAUUCUAGUUUGGCACCAUGUUCAAAACUACUAUAACCAGUAGAGACCAUGGUUAUCUAAAAGCUCACCAACAAAAGAAUCCUUCAGAGAAUAGCAGAUACUUUACUCAGGACAUUUAAGGUCAAAUUGAAGAAUGAACGAAAACAUCUUAAAUUGAAGAAGGAAACUUUUUCCAGAAGCCCUUUGGGCAGAUCUGAAAGCAUGCAUAGAAGAGAGGAAGGAGAGAAUGGAAAUUAAACUUAAUAUUAUGCACAUUUAUGCCUUACUUUUAGCUUUUUUUUUUUUUUAAUGUUGGGUUGCUCAGGCUGGUUUUGCUUUUUAUUAGAUCUGUAUAGUUUGAUAAAUUAACUGGUGAUUCAGUUUUAUAUUUAAGCUACAAUUAAUUUUUUUUCCUUUGGUGAUAUUUAUUUUUCUGCUUUUAAAAAAAUAACUUUUCAGGUUAUGGACAUUAUGUUGAAUAUUUAGAGCUUGAUCACCUUGGCAAUAUGUAUUUCCCUUGAAACACUGCAAACACAUGUACUGGGCGUGCACCCUUUUAACCUUUACUAGUUAUCGUGAGGUUGCUGUGUAAGUUAAUAAACAUAUUUGUAAAUACAUUGUUUGCAGGAAGAAAAUUUCUGAGCAUCAGCUCAGGGAAACCCUGCUAAAUUUAUGUUGUAAGCAUUACUUACCACAGUAUAGAGGUGAAAAGAUAACAAAACUAUCUUUGUACUUCCUCAUCUCCUCAUUGCAACAAAGCCCUUUAACUGGGAACCUUAUUCCCUCCCUUUCGUCUUCCUCUUCCACUUUCCACUUAUUGUCACCUUGUAAUAUUCAGAGAGCACUUGGAUUAUUGUUCUGAAUCGAGAAAUGCUUUCAGAUACUCCUUGGCCACAUACUAGUAACUUAUGCUCAAAGACAGGAUGGAGUUGUCAAGUGCUUUUAUAAUGCAAUCCUAUUGUUAAAGGCAAGGGUUGACUCUUUUGUUUUAUUUUGACAUGGCAUGUCCUGAAAUAAAUAUCAAUUCAAUAUGG